This is a messenger RNA of Spea bombifrons (plains spadefoot toad), 2248 nucleotides long. RefSeq names its product coiled-coil domain containing 9 (gene CCDC9). Bases 108 to 1922 code for a protein of 604 amino acids. Lineage: Eukaryota; Metazoa; Chordata; Amphibia; Anura; Pelobatidae. The transcript is spliced from 13 exons. The record is from RefSeq and is a predicted model, not a curated record.
GAAGACGCGUGGUGUUGGGGAGCGGAAGUGAGCCGGAGAAGCAGAGAGCGGUAUAUCUUGUUGGAGGAAAGCGUCUCGUUUUAUCGUCUGAGAGACCGACGGCAGAUAUGGCUUCCGUAGUUGACUUAAAAUCGAAGGAAGAGAAGGACGCCGAGCUGGACAGGAAGAUCGAGGCUUUGCGGAAGAAGAAUGAAGCUCUGAUCAGGAGGCAUCAGCUUAUUGAGGAGGACAAAAAGAGGGCAGAGCAGGAAGGCAUCGCUGUCACCACUCCGAGGAAAGGGAAAAACGCCGAGACGGAGCCCGACAAGGCGAGAAAGGAGAAGGAGAACUUCUCAAUCACCGUGGCUGGGGAGAAAAGGGUCAUAAAUGAAGGAAAAUCACCCAAAUCCUCGCCUCGCAUGGACGUGUCUCCAAGAAGCCCCACUCAGAGGAUUACUGGCCGCGCAGGACGAUCUCCGCAAGCGGAAAAGCCAGAGGAGAUUUUCCAGGGGGGCAGCGAGAUUAGCCCUCCGUCAGACAAACCAGCGAGAGGGAGGAGAGGUCCGGGAGCGGAGAUGUCGAGGAGGGGCCAAGAAGGUGACCUGCCAAAGAGAUCUCCGCGGGGGAACAGAGAUGGCUCUCCCGGAGAGAGGUGGGCUUCGUCUCCCAGGGGUGGGCCGGCCGGAGACCGAGGAGGAAGAGGUCCUGGGAGAGGCGGCGGCGCUCCGGGCAGAGGUGGUGAUGCUGCGGGGCCGGACAGGAAAGUCAAGGAGUGGGAAGAACGGAGACGGCAGAACAUCGAAAAGAUGAACGAAGAAAUGGAGAUGAUCGCGGAGUACGAGAGGAGCCGCAGGGACGGGACGAGAGAGAAAAAUCCAAUCCGUAACUUUUUAGACGACCCCAGGAGGUCGGGGCCCGUUGCGGACAUAGACAGAAAGGAGGGGAGCCGAAGGCACAUCCGCAACUGGGGGGGCCCUGACUUCGAAAAAGUGAAAACCGGCAUGGACCGCGACAAGGAGAAUCACGGGAGGAGACCUGGGCCCAAGAGCCAGGUGGAUAUGACCAUGUCGAUGACCGGCAGGGAGCGCGCGGAGUACAUGCGCUGGAAGAAGGAGCGAGAGCAGAUCGACCAGGAGAGACUGGAGCGCCAUCGCAAGCCCACAGGGCAGUGGCGGAGAGAGUGGGACGCGGAAAAGAACGACACCAUGUUUAAGGACGAUGCUUCUCCGCGUGUAGAAGAAGAACCCGCCGGCAGGCGAGACAAAGGGAGGCGCGGACCCCCGAAGCCCCACACCAUAGGAGAAUUCCUCCCCGAGAGCCUCACGGGGUUCAGCCAGAAAAGGGCCCAAAACCGCGGCAAGGAGCGCACCAAGCCGUACAGCAUGCAUGAUAGCCGAUGGGAAGACCCAGAGGAAAAGAAAGAGGAGGCGACUGUGGAUGGAGCAGAAAAGGAGACCUGUUUGGAGAAAGCGGAGGAACCCAAGUCGCAGGAGCCCCGGAAACAAUCUAAACUUAAGUCGUCGCCGGCACCGGCGGAAGGAAAAGAGGAGCACGAAGACGAUGGUGAAUGGACAGAUGCCAGCGGAGAUGAGGAAGAGGAUGAAGAUGAUGAGGGGUCUUCGGAAGCUGAGCAAGACUCGGCCGAUGAAGGUCAUAGCGAAGCUUCCCCCGUCACCCCGCAACCCGCGCCUAAAGAGCAAAGAGUGCCUCCACCCCAUGAGACCCCCAAGCUUACCAUACCGCCCCCCAGUGAGUCUCCGGAGGAGAAAACGCUGGAGAUGAAGCCCACCAGCCCUUUCUCUCCUGAAGGUCAUCGAUCGGUCACUGACUGGGGCGAGGAGAUGGAGCAGCUCUCUAACCGAGGGAGUAGUAAUGAGGACAGUCCUCCCCAAAACCAAGGGAGCGGGGCGAGAACGCAGGCGAGAUCCGCUCUGUCAGACUGAAGAAACCCCGCAGGCUUUAUCGGGAGCAGAAGGCAGGAGCUGUCCACCCAUUAACCCCCUGCUUAUUCCCCCAGAGCCGUUGAACCUGUAGGGGACGCCGGGUGUCGUCGGAGACGUCCUUCCGCCGCGGCUAUUAAUGCAUGGCUUUCACCCAGGAUUAUAUCGCUUUACGGGGGGGUCGCGGAACGUUUAAUAAUGGAUCCAGGGCCGGUGCCAUCGUUAUUAUGAUUAAAGCUGCUGCGGGGGCUGCCGGGGAAUGAUAUCUCGUUUAUGGGAGUUUUUACAGUAUUGUUUUCUACGUGAUGUAUAAAUUCUUCCUCCCCGUU